AUGUCACAGCGAGGGCCUUAUAAACGUUACGAGCAUGAUCCGACUGCUUCCAUACCAAAAACUACGUUGUAUAACAAAAGAAAACGUGACUGUGCAAAAAAUAUAGAACCUGAAGAUUGCUCAACAAUUGAUGAUUUGUUGAACGCUUAUUCUACUGAUGAAGAAGAGAAUUCUGAAUUUCAGGUUCAGAAUGUAAAUAAAGAUCAAGGAUCAUUGGAUGACGAAGUUGAAAGUGAAGAUGAUCAGCAAUUUAAUUCUGGAAUGGAAGGCAUCAGUGGGGGGAUGAAUGAUUGGAGUGAACCGUUAAUUUUAAUACCUUCUAUAAUCUUAAUUUCAAACAAUGGAAAUGAUCCCAUUUACCCUGGCUCAAAUGUUACAAAAGCUCAAAGUCUUCUGCUUAUUUUGUGUUUUGUGCUAAGGCACAAACUUACAGAUGUGGCCUUGGGAGAUCUGUUGUUGUUACUGAAUACCUUUUUCCCAAAUACUGUUCCACCUACUAAGUACCGAUUCUACAAAUCCUUCCAGUUAGAGCAGUCAGAGAAGCACUUUUACUGCUCAAACUGUUCAUCAUAUUUGGGUAAGAAUACAGCUAUUACAUUAUGCAAGUCAUGUGACAGUCCAUUUAAUGAAGCUGAUAGCAUAAAGAAGGGAGAUUAUUUUGUCUACAUACCCCUGCAGAAGCAGAUUGAAACAACACUUAGCAAUGCUAAAUUACACACCCACUUGACCAACAGAAAAAUUGAAGACAGCAUAAACUCAUCUGUUGUAUCUGAUAUAACAACAUCUGCAUUAUACAAAGAACUUAUUAGUGAACAUAGUUUUAGUUCAAAUGAUAUUUCAUUAACCUGGAAUACAGAUGGUAUCCCAGUAUUUAAUUCGUCUAAUUUUUCAAUAUGGCCUUUGCAAGCCUUUAUUAAUGAGCUCCCUUCCCAUCUUCGAAGCAAGAAUAUUUUACUACUUGGUCUAUGGUUUGGCCAAAAACCAAACAUGAACAUCUUCUUGAUACCAUUUGUUGAAGAGUGUAGGAAGCUAGAGACUGAGGGCUUUGUCUUUGGCAAUGAGCUACACCGGAGAAGGGUGUUUGCUUUGCUUCUGUCUGCCGAUUCCCCUGCUCGAGCUAUUGUUCGAAAUGUAAAGCAAUUUAACGGUGAAUAUGGCUGUGAUUGGUGUGAGUUUGAAGGCCUACCUGUUGCGACCACUGGGCCACCAGUUCGCUAUUAUCCUUAUAGAAUGCCAGUUGUGAUGCGUAGUGCUAGAAAGCAAGCUGCUUAUGCUCUACAGUCUACAGCUGCCAAGCCUGUUAAGGGAGUUAAAGGUGUGUCAGUUGCAGAUAUGUUACCUUCUUUUGACACUGUCAGAGGAACAAUUACAGAUUAUAUGCAUUCUGUGUGUCUGGGGGUCAUGCGGCAAAUGGUAGAUCUGUGGUUUAACAGUAAAAACCAUGGUGAAAGUUAUUACAUUGGCCGCCAGGUCAAGUUAGUUGAUGAGAGGCUGCAGGUGAUUAGUCCUCCAAGUGAAAUACAUAGAAGCCCUCGUAGUAUUUCCCAACGCCAAUUCUGGAAGGCAUCUGAGUGGAGGGCUUUCAUCUUUUACAGUCUGAUUGUUUAUCAAUAA
Messenger RNA from Dendronephthya gigantea, 1614 nucleotides. RefSeq lists its product as uncharacterized. The coding region runs from base 1 to 1614 and encodes 537 amino acids. Lineage: Eukaryota; Metazoa; Cnidaria; Anthozoa; Malacalcyonacea; Nephtheidae. The record is from RefSeq and is a predicted model, not a curated record. The transcript has 5 exons.